Ailuropoda melanoleuca (giant panda) is the source of this 2185-nucleotide messenger RNA. It is a transcript of the gene PSMC3IP, whose product is annotated as PSMC3 interacting protein. NCBI's taxonomy places the organism in Eukaryota, Metazoa, Chordata, Mammalia, Carnivora, Ursidae. Gene Ontology annotation, molecular function: recombinase activator activity; double-stranded DNA binding. Gene Ontology annotation, biological process: homologous chromosome pairing at meiosis; meiotic joint molecule formation; meiotic strand invasion involved in reciprocal meiotic recombination. The transcript is spliced from 8 exons. The record is from RefSeq and is a predicted model, not a curated record. Gene Ontology annotation, cellular component: condensed nuclear chromosome; DNA recombinase auxiliary factor complex. Bases 914 to 1567 code for a protein of 217 amino acids.
UUUCUUAAUAUUGCUCCCUAGCGUGUGAAGACAAGUGCGUGCUUCAAAGGCUAAUGAGACUUUAGGUAACAAGGUUUUAAAAAGCACCAUGCUCCUCCUCUGGGUUAAGCUGCAGGGACAGCUGCUCUUUGGCCUUCAACUGACCUCAGAAACUAGAAACACUUAUUUCAGGCUUCGUCCCAUUGGCCACUGUGGGCAGGAGUGGAAAACACCUGCCAGGUGCUGCCAUAAGAUCAACUCGGCCAACAGGAAACUUUUCUACAAGCUUUGUGGCUUAACAGUAGCCCCCUCCCAACCCUGCCUUUCCUCGGCGUCCAAAGCACAGCACGUGUUGAGCGCCCCCUGCGUGCAAGGCUCGGCAACCGGCAAGUAAGGGUAGCGCCACGCUUGCAGGGCUUUCACGCAUUCUCGUGUCUCCCCAACCACCCUCCUGCUAGUACCUCUUGUUCCUAUUUUACAAAUGAGGUUGACCGACAAAAAGAACAUUGAGCUGUGGGAUAGGACACGUUCCUGGGGGUAAGUGACCCUGUGACCUUGAGCAAGUCGCUAGCCCUGCGGGAGGUGAUCCUAAGCUUUCUCCCCCUUGGAACACCGUCCCAGCUCACGGUCGAGCGCUCAGCCGCCGCUGGAAGUGGGUUUCGAAACUUCAAGGAGUGGUUCACUCCCGGAGCGGGAGGGUGCGGGGGGAGCGGUCCCGAGCUAGCGCCCCGCCUCCGCCGCUGAGACCCUGGGGACCGGCGCCCUGCUCCGGGUUCGACUGCACUACGGCGCUCGGGAAGGGUCGCUUUGUGCCUCGCGAAGACUUCCCCUUCCGCCAAUCACCUUUUGCGGCCCGCCCUUCUCGUCGCCGGAAGCAGCCGUUGCCCCGAGCAACUGCAACGUCCGGUUUUCCGAGCUGGCGGCGGGAAAGGCCAUGAGUAAAGGCCGGGCGGAGGCCGCGGCGGGAGCCCCCGGGAUCCUCCUGAGGUACCUGCAGGACCAGAACCGGCCCUACAGCGCCCAGGACGUGUUCGGGAACCUGCAGCGGGAGCACGGACUGGGCAAGGCGGCGGUGGUGAAGGCGCUGGAGCAGCUGGCCCAACAAGGCAAAAUCAAAGAGAAGACGUACGGCAAGCAGAAGAUCUAUUUCGCGGACCAGGACCAGUUUGCCAUGGUGAGUGAUGCUGACCUCCAAGGCCUGGAUGCCCAGAUCGUGGCCCUUGCUGCUAAGGUGCAGAGCUUACAGCAGAGCUGCCGCCACAUGGAGGCGGAACUGAAGGACUUAACCAGUGCCCUGACCACACCGGAGAUGCAGAAAGAGAUCCAGGACUUGAAGAAGGAAUGUGAUGGCUACAGAGAGAGACUGAAGAAUAUAAAAGCAGCCACCAACCACGUGACUCCAGAAGAGAAAGAGCAGGUGCACAGAGACCGGCAGAAGUACUGCAGGGAGUGGAGGAAGCGGAAGAGGAUGGCGACAGAGCUGUCUGAUGCAAUUCUGGAAGGAUACCCCAAAAGCAAGAAGCAGUUCUUUGAGGAAGUUGGGAUAGAGACCGAUGAAGAUUACAACGUGAAGCUCCCAGACCCUUGAGGGCUCCUCCAGCAGGACGGGGGAUGGAGAGAGAGAUGGCACCUGCACUGGCUGCCUCCUUCACGUUGACUUCUUUUGUUCCUGCUGCUUUCUGCCUUUGGGCAGAGCCGCUGGGAGGGGGCAGGAGCCAGAGUGCAGGCGCAGGGAGUGAGCGAGCCCACAGCGGAUGGUCACGCUUUCACGGGCCACAUGGCAGGUGCCCAAACUGCAUGCUCCACCUUGGAACAACGCCAGAGGAAAGCACUUGGCAGUGUUUAUUGUAAUAUAAUUUGGUAUAAAAAUACUUAAUUUGCUCUGGAUAACCAAUCCUCCCAGAUGUCAACCCUGAGAAAGGCUACAGGGUAGAGAGAGGCGACUGUACACAGCAUUCAAGGAGCCCGAGGCCUCACCCAGGACUUCGGGCUCUGCACCCCAGGAGGCCUUUAAAUACCUUCUCUACCCCUUCACCCCAGUCCCAAGGCCUGGGAGAAAUGCAGGCAGCACGGAGAUGGCAGAGACCCAGAUACACCUGACGGGAAGGCUGGGAAUGGUUGUGAGGCCCAGUUCAUUUUCCAGAAUUGUAACUUCAGCAAAAUUGCACUGUUGGUGUUUAGAAAAUUUAAAAAAACCUUUUAAUAC